Neurospora tetraspora is the source of this 720-nucleotide messenger RNA. RefSeq lists its product as uncharacterized. The transcript has a single exon. Bases 1 to 720 code for a protein of 239 amino acids. Lineage: Eukaryota; Fungi; Ascomycota; Sordariomycetes; Sordariales; Sordariaceae. The record is from RefSeq and is a predicted model, not a curated record.
AUGUGCAUCAACCUCCCUCACUAUAGCAAAACGACACGUAAAAAGUCAGAGCAGUCGGACACUUACCAAAAGGGAAAUAAGGUAUCCGAUGCCGUGCCGAAUGACAUGCAGACGGGAGCUGCCGCACACAUGCCGGCGCCCGGCACCGAGUACCGAAUCUCCGCUUAUUCCGGUGCUACCGUCCGGAACCUUAUCCAACGACACGGACUUGGCGGACUUUGGCGAUACCUAUGUAUCUCCAAAUGCUUCUUCUUUUACCGACAACUGGGUGCGACGGUUGGGUUGGCCAUGAACUCGCUUGUGUUUCGACGAGUUCUCGCCGCCGACCUUGCUCAGCGUGUUGGAGAAGUGCCGGACCUGGAGCUAGGCGUGGAGGAAAUUGUUGAGCGGGUGCUGGAAUCAUUCGAUUACUUGAAGCAACCGCCAGAUGAGGUGGUUACGAUGGUAGAAGAAGGAUACAAUUCAGAGUGUGGGGAGGCGUUAUGGAACUGGAUGAGUUUGGGAAUUUGCGUCAUUGAUGAGAGAGAAGAGGAGAACAUGAGGUUGGUGGUGGAAGAGUCAGGAGGGGAUAUGCGACGCUGCCCAAGCUGGUCUGUUAGUGUAUUUGAUCACGGUGUUAGUAGAGCUAGACUCCAGACAGGCCAUGAAUGGAGGCAAAGAAGGAAAGCAAACGCAGCUGUGCAUGUUAGAGGCAAUAGAACUCAAUCUAACAUCUCCUAA